AUGAGUGAUAGAUCGUCCUUCGGGAUACGAGGUAGAAUAUCUUUCAUGGGACAUAGACGCUAUCUUCCACAGAAUCACGUGUGGCGUAGAAGUAGGCUACACGAUGGAAAGGUAGAGCGUAAGGCUCCUCCUGUGGUGAUGAAUGGGCAUGAAAUAUUAAAACAACUAGAUCAGUUGGAAUUUCCAGUUAUGAGUAAACAUCCUUCAAUACAGGAUAAGAAAAGAAAGAGCGCUCUUAAUUGGACGAAGAAAAGUAUUUUUUUCAAUCUUCCUUAUUGGUCGAGACUUUUGUUACGUCACAAACUUGAUGUAAUGCACAUUGAGAAGAAUGUUUGUGACAAUUUGAUUGGUACGUUAUUGAACAUCGAAGGGAAAACGAAGGAUACCACGAAUGCUAGGUUGGACUUACAAGAUCUGAAGAUAAGAAAGGAUUUACAUCUUGUACAAGUGGGUAACCGAUUGGUGAAGCCACAUGCGAGCUACACGUUGACUACCAGUGAACGAGUAGAGUUUUGUAAGUUUCUGAAAUCAGUUAAGUUUCCCGAUGGAUUUGUUUCCAAUAUAUCGAGAUGUGUGCAUGAAAGAGAUUGGAAAAUAUCAGGACUAAAAACGCAUGAUUGUCAUGUUUUAUUACAUCGACUACUACCAAUUGGUAUUCGAGCAUUCUUACCGACUCCGACUCCUAGGAGACGUGCGCAGUCUCGACUCUUGGAGUUAGAGCGCCACGUUACAAUAAAUGGGCGCAUUCCGAUGACGAUCGCCCCUGGAGCGGAGAAGCCUAUUUCUCCACACGCCGUUCGCUUCAGCCAAGCGAUAGGCGUGUGCGUGCGAAAGACAUUUCCCGUCCGCUGUCUUAAGUGGACGGACGUUGGGAGAGAAUACAUUGAGGUCGUCAAGGGCGACCUCCAGCGAUUCUUUGUGCUUGAUUUCAAUGAUCAAGCAAUGAACAGGUUUGUUGAGCAUCAGAUGCUCACGACCUUUAAAGAGUUCCGGGCCGACUGUCAUAAACAUUUCAAAAAGUACAGCGACCCGGAGGAGGCUCGUGCCAACCCACCAAACGCAUUGGUUGCACGUGAUGAGGAUUGGCACUUCCUCUGCGACCAUUAUAUCAGCCGUGCAUUCCAGGAGCAAUCACGGACAAACAAGGCUGCUAGACAGAAGCAGCCUUACAAUCAUAGUAGCGGGUCCAUGUCGUUUCUACAACGACAGUAUGAGCUCGCUGAAAGAAGAGGGCAGCCGGUCGAUCGUGUGGAAUUGUUCCGGGAAACACACGUUCGAGCUGGGACAUUCGUGUCGCAGGCCGCCGAGGAUGCGCAUAAUCAAAUGCUGGAACUCCAAUCCCAGCCUACCCCAGAGGAUAGUCAGCCACUCUCUGAGGAUGAGAUAUGCGAUCAGGUGUUGGGUAGACGACCAGGCUACUCAAAAGGCCUUGGUUGGGGACCCAAGCCGAAGGCCCGCAGAACGGCAAGUGCAAGCAGUUCGUCGACAUCUUGUUCGCAGUCCACACAAAAAGAGAUUGAAUUACAAGCUAAACUUCAUGAAGCUUUGGAACGGAUUGAAGUACAAGAUAGAAAUCACCAAGCAUUAGCUUCACAAGUGGAAGCUAUGAAAAAAAUGAUUGAAGACCUAACUCGUGCACAACAGGGACCACCACAUGAUCCCUAGCCCUGCGGACCGAAGGUGUAGAAUGACGCGCAUACGCACCUCGUUGGGAGAUUGGGUCUUAUGUUUAUGUUUUUUGUAUAUUGAGAACUAUAUUUUCUUGUAGUCAACUUAUUCGUAUUAUUAAUUUUAAUUCUAUUUUUUAA
Messenger RNA from Cucumis melo (muskmelon), 1808 nucleotides. RefSeq lists its product as uncharacterized. NCBI's taxonomy places the organism in Eukaryota, Viridiplantae, Streptophyta, Magnoliopsida, Cucurbitales, Cucurbitaceae. The record is from RefSeq and is a predicted model, not a curated record. The transcript is spliced from 5 exons. The coding region runs from base 1 to 1665 and encodes 554 amino acids.